Messenger RNA from Peromyscus maniculatus bairdii (prairie deer mouse), 1202 nucleotides. NCBI's taxonomy places the organism in Eukaryota, Metazoa, Chordata, Mammalia, Rodentia, Cricetidae. The record is from RefSeq and is a predicted model, not a curated record.
UCAAGCCUGACAAGCUGAGUUCACACCCCACAGUGUAAAGAGAAAACUGACUCUUCUGUUGUCCUCUGGCAUGUGCCAUGGCCCAUGUGCUUACACACACACACACACACACACACACACACACACACACACACACACACACAAUUUGGGGGGGGGAAUUAGUAGUCCCCUAAGGAAUGACACCCAGAAUUAUCCUUGGCCUGUACACACACAUGGACAGACAUACACGGACACACCCAUCCUACAGAAACACAUAGAGCAAAGGAGCCCAGCACCUGUCCAGUUCUGCUCUCUGCCUCCAGUGGUGGCCACCAUGAGGGACCUGGGGAAGAAGGAGCCAUUGGAGGCAGCUGCUGGAGAGGCUCUGGGGAAGACACUCAGCGUGGCCCAGCUGGACGUGUGCAGUGACGAGUCAGUGGCUAACUGUCUCAGCCACAUCGAGGGAGGCCGAGUGGAUGUGCUGGUGAACAACGCAGGAGUCGGCCUCGUGGGGCCCCUGGAGGAACUCAGCCUGGCUACUGUGCAGAACGUGUUCAACACCAACUUUUUUGGGGCUGUCCGUCUGGUCAAAGCUGUGCUUCCAGGCAUGAAGAGGAGGCGACAGGGACACAUCGUGGUGGUCAGCAGUGUUAUGGGGCUCCAGGGUGUCAUGUUCAACGAUGUCUAUGCAGCCUCCAAGUUCGCCCUGGAAGGAUUCUUCGAGAGUCUCGCUAUCCAGCUGCGACAAUUCAAUAUCUUCAUCUCAAUGGUGGAGCCAGGUCCAGUCGCCACUGACUUUGAAGGAAAACUCCUGGCUCAGGUUUCCAUGACGGAGUUUCCAGACACUGACCCUGAAACCCUGGGCUACUUCCGGGACUUGUACCUCCCAGCCUCCAGGGAGCUCUUCCGCUCUGUGGGACAGAGCCCAAGGGAUGUGGCCCAGGUCAUUGCCAAGGUCAUCGGUUCUGCCAGACCCCCACUCCGCAGACAGACCAACGCUCGCUACCUCCCACUGACGGUGCUUAAGGCCAUGGACCCCUCUGGAAGCCUGUAUGUGAGAACUGCCCACAGGCUCCUUUUCCGCUGGCCUCACCUUCUCAGCCUUGGUCUUCGAUGCCUGGCCUGUGGCUGCCUCCCAACACGUGUGUGGCCUGGAUGAGCGGAGCAGAACUGACCCUUCCCACCCUGGGCAGCAGGGUUCUGCCCCUAGAGCAUACAGACUC